UGGCGGGGCCUUCUCGGCGGGAGCGGCUCGGUGAGGGAGGGGGGACGAACCGGUGGCGGCGGGGACAGCUCAAGGUCGCUCAGGUGGGAGCCCGGCCCCGGCGGGAAGGUUGUGAGGGAACAGGCCUCAAGGCUGGCACCGGCCCCGCCAAUCCCCGGUGAGGCCCUGCUGCUUCUCCUGUAUCCGCCCAGCUCGGAGCGAGCGCCAUCCCACAGAGGGGCUGUGGGACACAGGCCCCAUAUCCUGAGAGAAACUUGAGGACUUCAAGAUGACAGGAAGAGAGUUUGUUGAACUAGAUUCUGUGCAUCACAGACUAUAUUUGGAAAGACUUAAGCGGAUGGAAGUCAUACAGAAGACAUUCAGUGAGCUUCCUAAAGCAGACCAGAACCUUUGUAACCAUGGAUCGUACUUCCUUGCAGCAAAUUCAAGCAUUUGUGGCUUAGCAGCAAAUAACUUCUUCAGGAACAUCCUACAUGUCAGAAAGGCUGCCUUCAUCACCGCUUUGCCAAUGGCUGUGAUUCCCUUUCUUUCAACAGCAGCAGUUUAUGAAGUUUUUGUGCGCGAGCCUUUAUUCUCAGGUGAGCUGAACUGUGAGGUCUGUGCCGUGGUCAGAGGAGGAUUGGUAGGAGCAGUUCUGGGUGGCUUCUAUCCCAUUUUCCUGGCUCUCCCUGUGAACGCGAGCCUGGCGGCCAGGUAUUCCUCGUCUCCCCUGCCAGGGAAAGAAAAUCUAUUACGCUUCUGGCUCACAACUGCUCAGCCUGUCUUUAGGAAGAUGAGUUUGGGAAUAGUUUUACAGCUUCUGACUGGAUUAUAUCUUUCCACUAAACAUCACGGAAUAUACAUCAAGGUACUGGAGCGGAUGAACAUGAGGGGGGAUCCUGAAGAGCUCCAUGACUGAAGUUAAGCAACUUUUCAAUUGCCUUGGAUGAAUAACCAGAAUAAACAAAGAAAGAAGUUG
Messenger RNA from Calidris pugnax (ruff), 958 nucleotides. RefSeq names its product transmembrane protein 126A-like. Gene Ontology annotation, biological process: mitochondrial respiratory chain complex I assembly. The coding region runs from base 269 to 898 and encodes 209 amino acids. Gene Ontology annotation, cellular component: mitochondrion. Lineage: Eukaryota; Metazoa; Chordata; Aves; Charadriiformes; Scolopacidae. The transcript is spliced from 6 exons. The record is from RefSeq and is a predicted model, not a curated record.